This is a messenger RNA of Drosophila obscura, 926 nucleotides long. RefSeq lists its product as uncharacterized. The record is from RefSeq and is a predicted model, not a curated record. The transcript is spliced from 2 exons. The coding region runs from base 75 to 761 and encodes 228 amino acids. NCBI's taxonomy places the organism in Eukaryota, Metazoa, Arthropoda, Insecta, Diptera, Drosophilidae.
AGUUUCUGAUGAAAACUCUGUCAAAAUUACAGCACAAGCAUUUCAAUUCAAGCAGAAUUUGAUUUGACUACAACAUGAUGGCAAAACAUGGCGAUGGAGAUCCAUGCACUGGCGAAAUGCUGGCCUUUCUCGAUGUGGAGCGGAUCUUUAACACGCCACUGAAGUGCCCAGUGCCACUCUGUGAGGCCGCGCUGACGCCAAUUGAGAUGCUAACCCAUCUUCUGAUGGCUCACAGCCCCGGCGAGUCGAUGCUGGAGGCAGUGGCCGACUUGCCGGAGCUGUUUCAUGUGAAACUAAACGAACUGGAGGCGGGCAUAAGCUAUGUGAUUGGUGCACUGGCCUACCAGGGCACACCGAAGGCGGGACUCAGCACUCCGGUGACUCCGGAGCUGCAAGUCGUCCAUCAGUUGCCUGUGAUGCUCGUAAUGUACGUUACUCCGCCGGUAGACGACGUGGAACAGAUCGUCAUCUUCUACAUGGUCAGUCCGUUGAUCACCACGGAACUGGGGGUGGCUGUCCAGAUCUCGCUCCUGGAUGGCGAACAGGAUAAGCAUGGCCAGAAAGCCCUAUGUCAGUUUUCUCCGUACACCCAGAUGGGGGCUCACGGGCACGGGGAGCAGCUCUUCAUCCACAUGGACUUCAUUCUGUACUCUGGCACCAGCAUUCAAAAGCUCAUCGAUAUGGAUCCGGAGCGUCAGCUCCAUGUCAAGGUCGUACUGACUGGAGAGCCGAAUUCGUUGGGACUGCAGAGCCACCCAUAGUAUCCACAAUAGUUUUGCACGGCUGCGGUGACUCAUCCGGAUUGACAGACACAUUAGAGCCGGCACGACGUGGCCCCAAUUGACGCACACUUGAAAUUUGUAAUCUGAGUGCCUGUCAAUAAUUUUCGAUUUUUCAUAUAUACUAUAUGAACACUAUAUAUUUCC